UUCCGAUUCGUUGACCAUCCAGACUGGUUUUUCUCUUUCUAGCUCCAACCAAUUUAUCUAUCUAACUCGUUUGAAUGGCGACAGAGAUUCAAGAACUUAAAGAGAUUGAAAUUCCUCAAGGCAAAACCCUUGAAACAAUUUUCCAAGAGCCUGUUAACAAAGAAGAUGAAGGAACUAAAGAAAGUAAAUCUGAGACUAAUUUGGAUUCAACGGUAGCUGAUGCAGAUCUUCAGAAGAAAAUGCGUAGAGCUGAACGUUUUGGAGUGCCUGUUAACUUAUCUGAGAAAGAUAAGAGGAAUACCAGAGCUGAAAGGUUUGGCACUGCACCUACAGUCCAAGAAUCAGAUGCAUCAAAGAACUCAGAGGACCUGAAGAGAAAGGCAAGGGCAGAGAGGUUUGGGCUGCCAGCAAAGCCUGUUGCUGAUGCCACUGAUGAGGAGGCAAAGAAAAAGGCUCGUCAAGACAGAUUUACAUCCAAUUCUAAGACAAGUCCCAAGAUGGAUAGUGUUGAAGAAGAUAAAAUGAAAGCCAGGGCAAUCAGGUUUUCACAAUGUCCAGCUUCUGCCCCAUCACAGACAACAAAUGGAAAGGGGAUCUCUAUUGAGGGGACUGCGGAUGUGAAGGCCAGUGGAGGGACCUGAGCAAUGGACAUUAAUUGCCUUCUUUUCUGCAGAGAGAGAGGGGUUAACGUAUUUCACUUCUCGGCAGAUGGAGGGUGUGAGCCCGUGUUAACAAUUUUACAUUUCAACCCAAAAUGGAAGCUUGUACUUUAAAUAAAUGUCUGGACAAACGUACUCUGACUACUAGUGCUGCUAUUGGUGGAAUUGUAAAAGAAGUAUAUUUUCUUUGUUUCCCUGACAGGUGUUGUUAAAAUCUGGUAGAAAGGUAAUAAAUUGUAGAAGAAGCUGCUUGUCUAAGUAUAUUCUUAAGUCCUUCUGGAUCUUCAGUUUAUUCCUUCAGGUUAUCUGUAGCAUUACCUUUUUUCCCUCUCUAGCAUUGUCUUGAAUCCUUUGCUCACUCUGAAAAGAAAACUUGGAACCUA
Papaver somniferum (opium poppy) is the source of this 1042-nucleotide messenger RNA. Its product is annotated as protein MODIFIER OF SNC1 11-like. Gene Ontology annotation, biological process: poly(A)+ mRNA export from nucleus. The coding region runs from base 75 to 641 and encodes 188 amino acids. The transcript has 6 exons. The record is from RefSeq and is a predicted model, not a curated record. Lineage: Eukaryota; Viridiplantae; Streptophyta; Magnoliopsida; Ranunculales; Papaveraceae. Gene Ontology annotation, cellular component: nucleus.